Botrytis deweyae is the source of this 336-nucleotide messenger RNA. RefSeq lists its product as uncharacterized. Bases 1 to 336 code for a protein of 111 amino acids. The record is from RefSeq and is a predicted model, not a curated record. The transcript has a single exon. NCBI's taxonomy places the organism in Eukaryota, Fungi, Ascomycota, Leotiomycetes, Helotiales, Sclerotiniaceae.
AUGGAGAGUAAGGAGUUUUUUGUAAUCGGAGGAUUAGAAGAAGGAACAGCGGGUCCAGCAGGAAAAGGGGAAUGGAAAAUAUAUGGGGAGUGGAUAGCGCAUUGGUGGGUGAAGAGCACAGGGGAAAAAAUUAGUGUACCGAGGAGUAUGGUAUUUACCUUGGUGAAAGCUGAGGGCGAGGGAACGGGAAAGAAACUGGACACUAAUGGGGAGAUGGUAGAAGAGGUGGGGUUCGAGGGGUUACAGAUUGGUGAUGUGAGAUUAUAUUACGAUCGCAGUUUGUUGAAGGGAGUAUUUAAAGUCAGCCAGCAGGAGAUAGAGAAGUUUGGUGCUUGA